This is a messenger RNA of Hyaena hyaena (striped hyena), 5842 nucleotides long. RefSeq names its product G protein-coupled receptor 146 (gene GPR146). Gene Ontology annotation, molecular function: G protein-coupled receptor activity. Lineage: Eukaryota; Metazoa; Chordata; Mammalia; Carnivora; Hyaenidae. The transcript is spliced from 2 exons. Gene Ontology annotation, cellular component: membrane. The record is from RefSeq and is a predicted model, not a curated record. Gene Ontology annotation, biological process: G protein-coupled receptor signaling pathway. The coding region runs from base 267 to 1295 and encodes 342 amino acids.
GAAACUGGCUGUAAACAGAGAUAGGGAGGGGCCACCGUGCCUGCCAAGGGAGGCAAAAACCAAGUGAUUUACUGGAGGAAAACAAGCGUGUGCGUCCACACUGGGCACCAAGUGCGCACACGCACCCGCGCAGGAAGCCAGCGCUGCAGGGCUGUGGCUGAUAAGCUCCCGGGAGUUGGGGGGGUACGGGUGCAGACGAACACAGGAUCCGCUCCGCCGUCCUUGGCUGCUCGCUGACGGGGUCUGCGGCCCAGGCACACAGAAACAUGGGGCUCGGAAUAAAGCUCGCCGCCAUGUGGAGCUGCGGCCCGCUCAACGGCACGGGCAGCACAGAGGACCAGCUCCUCUGCCAGCACUUCCACCUGGUCCUGUCUGUCUUCUCCCUGCUCUACCUGGUGGUUGGCGUCCCCAUUGGCCUAGGCUACAACGCCCUGCUCAUCCUGGUCAACCUUUACGACCAGAGCAGCAUGACCAUGCCCGAUGUCUACUUUGUCAACAUGGCUGUGGCGGGACUGGUGCUCGGCGCCCUAGCGCCUGUGCACCUGCUGGGCCCCACCGCCUCUGGGUGGGCCCUGUGGGGUUUCAGCAGCGAGGCCCACGUGACACUGCUGGUGCUGUUCAAUGUCUCCUCACUCGUGACCACGUACUCCACAGCGCUGCUCAGCCUCGACUGCUACAUUGAGCGGGCGCUGCCACGCACCUACAUGUCCAGCGUCUACAACACCAGGCACGUGUGUGGCUUUGUGUGGGGUGGCGCUCUGCUCACCAGCUUCUCCUCCCUGCUGUUCUACAUCUGCAGCCACGUGGCCGCCAGCGUUGUUGAGUGCUCCCAGAUGCAGCACACGGAGGCCGCCGAUGCUAUCAUGGUGCUCGUCGGCUACGUGGUCCCUGGCCUGGCUAUGCUCUACGCGCUUGCGCUCAUCUCGAGGAUCCGGAAGGAGGACACGCCACUCGACCGGGACGUGGGGAGGCUGGACCCCUCAGUGCACAGGCUUCUGGUGGCCACAGUGUGCACGCAGUUUGGGCUCUGGACGCCUCACUACCUGACCCUCCUGGGCCACACGUUGCUGGCCUUGCAGGGGAGGCCCAUCGACGGGCGCCACCUGGCGGUCCUGCUCUUUGCUAAGCACCUCUCGAGGUUCCUGGCCUUCUCUAGCAGCUGCGUGACGCCGCUCCUUUACCGCCACAUCAGCAGAAACUUCCCCGGCAAACUCCGGCGGCUGGUAAAGAAAAUGCACUGUGGGCGCCAGAGCUGCACCCCAGACCAGGCAGGGGUGCAGCAGGUGGUGGCAUAGAGCCAGCUGCUCAUUCACAGCCGCUCUCUGGGCCGGGGUCCCAGGGCUGCCGCCGGUGCCCCCCCCACCCCCCGCCGGUCAUUGGACUGGCAGUCAACAGUGUACGCCCUGGAGGCACAGCCUGGGCCCCCUCCUGGGAGACCGGUGACUGACACUUAAACUGGACGCAUAGCAUUUUGUCACUGUCGCUCUGUCACACUCUUCCCCAGGAUGUCACUGAGGCCAGGACGCAGAACGGCACGAGGCGUGUUCUCUCUAAGUUUUCCUCUGUUCCUUACAGACCACUCUCAGGCCAAGGCCGUGCCUUCCAUGGCAGGAGGGGCCGGGCAUGAAGAAUAGCUGCCUCAGCCCGAGGGGGGUGCACUGCUCCAUCUUCCGGGGCCACGCCUGCAGUUGCAUCCUCAGCUGAGCCUCCGCCACCCUAGGUUUCUGAAUGAAGUCAUGAGAAUCCAAAUCCAGUAUUUAUACUCUGUGCCAUUAAAAUACUCGAUUUUCUCUCUUUAUUUUUGUUUAGAAAGAGAGAUUAGUAGAAGUCACAAAAGUAUGAAAAUGAAGGAAACAACACAAAAGGGCACCCCCUGAGGAGGGGUGAAGAGAGGCGUGUGCUGUGCCACACGCACAGGCGAUGUGCACAUGUUCCAAAGGACAAAGGACGGGGCCGGCAGUGCAGCGGGCCUUAGACGGAGAGCCCUUAAGGAGCCCUCCCUGCCUGCCAGACACACCCAGCACCCCUGCUGCACUCACGGGUGACACCCGCUGACUGUUUUUGGUAGAAGGCAAUUCCCCAAAUGUGCACCAAACCCCACAAUAUAAAUAAACCGAACAAAGGAAAACACGGUGAGGAUUUCUAACCAGAAGCUGGAAGGGACCACGCAGGCGGGAGCCAGGCCUACAAGACGGAGCCGGUCUGGCACCCGGGGCAGCCUGCUUCGCCAGACGCAGGGGGGGCCUGGGUCCUUCUGUGCCGCGUCCUGUCAACACCUGCUCGGGAACUGUGGCAGCAGAAGCCCCUUGCCUCCUCGACACCAUCCGCUCACCCGCACGCCGACAUCACGGGCCUGCAGCCCCCAACUCCAACUGUGAAGCCCACAAAGCUCUGAAAACAGGAAGAUUAGUUUCUCAGGUUUGCAGCAAAUCCACUCAGUAGCAACCUUGGCCUUGACCUGAAGCGGGUUGGGGGCAGUUUUCUGGGGAAAGACGAACUUGACUGUGACUAUGGGGCCCUGCCCCAGCCCCACGGUGCCCUGUGACACGUGGCACGCUAACUGUGCACACGUGUGCACUGCAGAGAAGAGGCAAACUAGGUUGUCUGCUGAAAGAAGCUGGAAGUAGCUACAUCCCUUAAAGUACAGCUUGCACGCCACCCCGAGCCUUCUUGUGGGGCUAUGGUCAUGAAGUGAAUGGCUGGGGCUGGUAGUUUGGUAGCUUGCCUGCUUUCAGGUUUGUGCGUCCAGAAAAGAAGUAUUGUCGCUGUUGUGUUGUCGUUGCUCGGCAGGACCCUGUAUUUAUUUAUUUAUUUGUUUUUACCUCUGACUCCCACCUAUUUCUCCCCCCUGCCCCUGGCAGCCACCAAUCUGUUCUGUCUCUGUGACCUUGGAUGCUUGUUCUCACGGAUCCCAGAGACAUUAGGUCACACUGGACUCCUCUUCUCUGAUUUAUCCCACUUAGCGCAGUGUUCCCCAGACCCAUCCGUGCUAUCGCUCACACCGCGAUUCAUGGCUAGUAUCCUACGGUAUGCACGUGCACACCCCAUCUUCUUCAUCCGCUUGUUUAUGCUCAGCUGCUCUGUGUCUGGUCUGCUGUGAAUCAUGCCACAGUGAAUGUGGCUGCAGAUGCCGUUCUGAAUUAGGUUUUUGUUUCCUUUGGGCAAAUACCCAGAAGUGCGAUCAUUAGAUCACAGGCAGAUCUGCUUUUAGCGUCUGAGGCACAUACACCCAGACGGUCUCCUAGACCGGCUGCACCAGCCUGCCUUCCCAUCAGGGUCAUGAGGGCCCUUUCCUGCACACCCCCGCCAGCUCUGUCCUCUCGAUGACGGCAGCCUACCAGGCGUGAGGGGUUCCACUGUGGUUCCCAUGUGCGUUUCUCUGAUGAGUGAUGCCGACCACCUCCUCACAUCCAUGUGGGCCAUCUGUGUGUGUUCUUUGGGGAAAUGUCUAUUCCAAUCUUCUGUAAUCAGAUUUUAUUUUGCUACUGACUUGUGGGAGUUCUUUAUAUAUUUUGGAGACUAGUCCUUUAUCAGAGAUAUUAACACACUAACUUUUGACAACCUGAAAACUUAAUUCUGACACAUGUGGUCUGAGGAAAGCAGAAUGUGGCUCGAUGUUCUGCCACAACCCACUUGGGGAAGUCGCCCCAUUUGGUCCUGAUCUCUUGGGAGAUUCAGCCCAUGACUCAGUCGCCAUCAUGUUUCUAUCUGCAGAACAUACCCCCUCCAGGAUGAUGUGACUGCCUGUGCAGAAACAGGAAAAUACACUGGACACCAGGGCACAGGUUCUACCUGCCCCUGGUAGCUGUGAAAUUCUGGACAGGUGGGGCCACAUCUACUUCCUGGCCAGUAAAUCGGGGGGCAGAAGUAGAGAAGUUUCUGGGUUGCUACUGUCUGUGGACAUGCUAUUUCUACUGAGGGACGCAGUGCCCUCUGCUGCCAGUCUUCAGGUGCUCCAGGGUGUCCCCAAGUCCUGCAAGUCUCAGGCCCGAUGCUGUCCCCCCCCACUCCUCAAGCUGGAGGCUGCAUGAUGGCAGGCGGUCCCGGGCUGUGGCUCCACUUGGGAAGCCUGGGGUUGGCUGAGCGAGUGGCCGGUGCAGUCAGAGUCUCCCGCACUGCAGCUAUGGGGCCUCUGACCUCAAACAUGCCUACCACCGCGAAGUCUGUCCUCUCACGGUGGGUGGGGGGGCAGGGGCCAGGGUCAGGCCAAGGUCCACCAUGCCCUGCCGGGCUCUUGGGUCAGGAAACCAGCACAGUUCUUAGUGGACAUGGGACCCAGUGGGGGGGCUGGUUUGUGGCAGCAGUGCUGUUUAAAAUAAAAAGACCCUUUCCUUGUUCAUCUGUUCUGCUCUUUGCUCUAGAAAGAGCUCCUAGGAGAGAGGGAGAUCCCAAGAGCACAGAGCCAGGAGGCUGUCUCUACCCAUGGCCUGGGUCCCUCACCUCCAUGGGGCUCCCCCAAACGGAAGAGGGGCUGAAAAUCACAGUCUUGUUUUCACUUUCUCAGUGGCUUUGGCUGCAACCUGGCAUGUUUCCGGGUCCUGAGUGGGUCCCACUGCCGGUGACGGGGACCCCCAGGGACAAGUGGCAGGCUGGGUCUCUGGUGCAGCCCCUUGCCUCUCAUGGAGACCCCUCUGCUGCUGUCUUGGCCUCCAAGCUCUGCUCCCUAGGGGGCACCUCUGCCAUCAGCCCCAUGUGCCACAGAACCUGCUCUCCACGUGGCACUGGUCCAUCCGCACUCACCUGGGGUGGCCCCGGGGGACAAAGCCUGCCUCCCUGGUAGCGCUGCCUCGAGCCUCUGCCCGCGUGUCCCAGGACGCGGAAGGAGUUCUAAGCCGAGAGGAGAAAGCUGGCAGCCUGGGAGUGCAGCCCUGCAUGUCCCACAUGCUGCGCAAUCCUGAUCUCUCCCCGUGCAAGGCUAGGUUAUGAGGUCAUUGAUUUUGUUAUCAAUCCUUAUUACAUUUUUCAAAUUAAUCUUAUUUGUGCUAAUCACAAAAACUCAUCUACCUUGUCAUGCUUCUUUAAGAUUCUAGAAGGUGAAUUUAAUUUUAGGUUUGUUUCACAAAGAUUAUAAAAUUUAUCGUGGGAAACCAGGUCUCCUGUUAGUUGUGGCAAACGGAUCAGUAAGUCAGACAUCGGCUCUUUUAUAGGAGGCACGUGAUAAACGAUAAACCUGGGAUAAAUUAUUAAGAAGCUAAAUUACAAGUCAAGUCCUUGGGUUUAAAAUCAGCUGGAAAUUUGAGGGCUUUCUCCCUUCUCCUCUGUCAUGUCUAUUCUGGCACUUGUACUGUCUGCCUCGAGUUUGCGUGAUCCAGGGAGAACCACGUGCACUUUUGAAGAUGAAGGUCACCAGAUGUCAAGUGUCCCAUUUCGAAACCCUCAGGAUGUGUGUGUUCAGGGUGUGUGACAUGUCUCAGAAAAGGGCACAGGACUCAGCCUAAGGUGGGCAUGUCCCCCAGUGACACGGGUCCUGCCAUGUUUAGUCCCCAGUUAUGGGGACACCCACCAGCCCGUGCACCCGCACACUCCCUCAGCCGCUGCAGUGGGCACCCUGUGAGCCGUCCCCGCCUCGAACCCCGCCAUGAAGACAGCCCCACCAGUCUUGCAAACAUUCUUCUUCCCUGAGAACAGAUGUGGGAGAGGCGCAGAGCACCUCCUCAGGGCAGACACAGAAGCGAGGGGCCCCAGCAGCGCUGUGGUGGUUGUCCCCCCUCCCCCGCAAGAGGUGAGAGUGCGUUGCACACAGCAAGCUCUUGGUCCAUGUGAGUGAUGAACAAGUGAGUCUAGGAAUGAAAUAAUUUGAACAUACCCAUUCUGUAUUAAUAAACAACGUGCAGCUUAAAGA